GACAAUAACGAAGAAGAAGAAGAAUCAAGAAAGCAAUCACAUUGGUAGUUGUUUUCAUAACCAAAUUAUUAAAUUUAUGAAUAUAAUAGUACAAAAUUUAGCAAAAUGUUGAAGGGCAUGGUGAGUUUGGUUACCGGUGGAGCCUCAGGUCUUGGUAAAGCGACUGUGGAGAGACUGGUAAAGAAUGGUGGGAAGGUAGUCAUCCUUGAUAUUCAAGGUACAAGAGCCAAAGAGGUAGCGAAAGGUCUAGGGAGUGACGUAAUGGUGUCAGUUGGAUCUGUUACAUCUGAAGACGAUAUAAAGAAAACAUUAGAACUCACAAAGUCAAAGUUUGGUAAACUGGAUGCUUUAGUUAAUUGUGCAGGAUAUGCUCAGACUUACCAGGUUUACAAUUUCAAGAAGGACAAAGAAUGCACUGCAGAAGACUUUCAAAAAUGUCUAGAGAUUAACACAUUUGGCACAUUCAAUGUAAUAAGGCUAGCCUGUGGUUUAAUAGGCAAGAAUACUCCAAACGAUGACGGUCAGAGAGGCGUGAUAAUAAAUACAGCAUCCACAAUAGCUUUCGAAGGUGAUAUCGGACAAGCGGCCAUUGCUGCGUCGUCCGCUGGUAUUGUAGGCAUGACGUUGCCACUGUCGAGAGAUUUAGCACCACAAGGCAUCAGAGUGAUUACAUUAGCACCAGGUAUAUUUGAAACACCUCUAGUUACGUAUUUACCAGACAAAAUGAUAGACUUUAUAAAACGCAUGACACCAUUUCCGAGCAGGCUGGGCAAACCUGAAGAAUAUGCACAGCUCGUGACCAGCGUUAUAGAGAACCCCAUGCUUAAUGGUACGGUUAUAAGAAUAGACGGUGCACAGAGAUGGUUCCCAUUAUAGAAUUACUAGGCUUUAAUUAUGUUAAGUUAUUAAGACUGUAUAAAAUCAAAUAGAUAAUUUAGAUUGUU
Molecule: messenger RNA, 944 nt
Organism: Aricia agestis (brown argus)
Lineage: Eukaryota; Metazoa; Arthropoda; Insecta; Lepidoptera; Lycaenidae
Product: 3-hydroxyacyl-CoA dehydrogenase type-2-like
Exons: 5
Coding region: 106-876 (256 amino acids)
Biological process (GO): androgen metabolic process; fatty acid metabolic process; estrogen metabolic process
Cellular component (GO): mitochondrion
Molecular function (GO): estradiol 17-beta-dehydrogenase [NAD(P)+] activity
Source: RefSeq, a predicted model, not a curated record